This is a messenger RNA of Exophiala oligosperma, 2098 nucleotides long. RefSeq lists its product as uncharacterized. The coding region runs from base 264 to 1967 and encodes 567 amino acids. The record is from RefSeq and is a predicted model, not a curated record. NCBI's taxonomy places the organism in Eukaryota, Fungi, Ascomycota, Eurotiomycetes, Chaetothyriales, Herpotrichiellaceae. The transcript has a single exon.
CUACCCUAUUUUUCGUUACAGAUUAGUAAAAGCCGUCCCACAAGGCUGAACAUGGCAAAGUCAUAAAGCAGACGGGUGGGUAGAUGGUACGUGACUCGAAGGGGGAAUUGCCUUCCUUUCUAGGUAAGUGUUUUUGGCCCGGGGGGACCUUAUCUGUAGUUGACGGAGAACACAGCGUAACUCUCAAGGGACGUAUGUCUGCCCAGUUGAUUGGUGAUGGUGAUCAGAGACGACGACAGUUUUGAAAUAUCAGAGAACUCACGAUGACGACGGUUCAGGAGGUUCUUGACUUCAGUGAUCUUCCUGAUUCAUGCCCUUACACCAUUUCGAGACUCCUGACCCCUAUCGGCGGACCUUCAGCGACGUGGUUGAUCCGAGAACACGACCGGUACGGUGAGUAUCCUCACAUAUAUGCCAAAGUUUGCGAGGCAACGAGACCCGUAUCAUCAUCAGACGGCCAAGAGUCGCCGCCAUACAAAGUCAUCGUUCUCAGCGACUCUGGUUGUGGGACGGAUACGACCAACGAAAGUUUCAUUCGGCGGGUCUCGUCAAGGUCGAACGAGAAUGAAAAUGAAAACGAAAACGGAAACAAACUCGUCCUUGGGUCUGGAAACAAAGUCGAACCAAGUCACUGGAACAUCCACACGUUUCUCCUGUACACGUUGAAUCCGGGAGGGCGUAUCCCGUACGUCGUAAUCACCAGUCAUUGUCACUAUGACCACAUUUCUGGUAUAGCCAAACUUCCACCUACGGGUACUUUGGAUGACGACCGCCACCAAGGUCAGUGUGGGCGGCAUGACAUUACCACUGCCGCCACUGCCGCCACCACUAACAGCUGCGAUGACGAGAUUCAACGUCCUCACAGGUCUGAUCGUCUUCAGACCACGGUCUUGACAUCUUCGCUGCACAAAGAUUUCGUCACCCCCUACGCGAACCUCCAGGAACACAGUCUGAGUCCGUCGGUCGGCAUGCAAGCACCCAAGUACAAGAUCACUUGGGCCGAAGACAUGUCUGAAGCAACGUGGCGAUGGACUCCCGACGGGGACUCCAACCCCAUGGCCAUCGGGACCCGAAUCACCUUGAUCCAGACCCCCGGACACACUCCGGACUCGUUGUCUUGGUACGACGAGGACCUCGCUCUUUUGUCCGUGGGGGACAGUUUCUAUCUAAAAGAAUCGACCGAGACCAGAUCGGCGCCUUGGGGUCCUGAACCUCCCAUGCCCACCAUGUUCGAUCUUGAAGGUGACCUGGCGGAUUCGUGGACCAGUAUCGAGAAACUUCUGCGUUUCGUCCGAGUCAAGAACGAAGACCUUUGCAGAAACUACAACCACCGUACGACCACUAAUGAAGAUGAAGACAUGCCACGUUACUCCGGAGGAUGUGAGAAGGGUGGUUGCGAGAUUACCAGUCGUCAUCGGCCCACUUGGUCCUCGUACGUACCUUUUUGGUCGAAGAAUCUCACAAGAUCUCAACCACCUCAACAGCCUCUCCUCUUGGGGUUGACCAGUCGGACUGUCGAUGAUGACUGGGUAGUGGUCGACUGCUAUGACCCAACGGGCUCGUCGUCGUCGUCUUCGUCACGAGCAGCAAGAGCAUCAAUCCCCAGGGUUAGACUGGCCGCCGCUCACACAACGGUUGGGGCUGACGCCGAAGAUGCCAUCUUGUCUUUUCGAGAGUUCCUGGCCCGGAUCAUCCACGAUCAAGUCCCCAAAAGGAGAAUGGCAAAUGGGUUCAGAGGUGAGGAAAAGUGGUUGUAUGACUAUGACCUGGAAAAGGAAGAAGAAGAAGAAUUCGACGACGGCAAAGCAAAAGAGGUGCACGGCACCGACGUUGAAACCGAAAAGGAUCCAUUGAGGUAUCUACGACAGUAUAGCGUCCUCGCACCUGAAAAGGUCAUUGAAAAAGGUAGGAAGAAGAUCUCGGAUCGUUUGCAAAUGGACGACGGUACGAGAUGGAAUAGUCCAUAGUUGCGACCAAAAUCAUACAGCACACGAGCAGUAGUGGUAGUACUUACUACACAACUACACUUGUACUCCCCCCAAAAACUAACGCCCGUCCAUGUCGAUCCAUGUCUAUACAACAAGCGGCAUACACAUCG